Emiliania huxleyi CCMP1516 is the source of this 2518-nucleotide messenger RNA. RefSeq lists its product as hypothetical. NCBI's taxonomy places the organism in Eukaryota, Haptophyta, Isochrysidales, Noelaerhabdaceae. The annotation marks the transcript as partial. The record is from RefSeq and is a predicted model, not a curated record. The transcript is spliced from 3 exons.
AUGGUGGCGGCGACGGUGGCGGUGGAGAGGGCGGCGGCGGGCUGGGCCGCGGCGGCGAGGGUGGCGGCGGGCUCGGUGGGGGCGGCGAGGGCGGUGGCGGCGAGGGUGGCGGCGGCGACGGCGGAGGUGCCAAAGGAGGCGGCAGCACGGGAGGCGGCGGCGAUGGGGGUGGUGGUGAUGGCGGCGGCGGCGAUGGGGAUGGCGGUGAGGGUGGUGGCGGAGAUGGGGGUGGCGGAGAUGGGGGUGGCGGUGAGGGUGGCGGCGGCGAUGGCGGUGGUGGGCCUGGCAGUGGGGGCGACGGCGGCGGCGGGCUGGGCGGAGGCGGGGAUGGCGGCGGCGGGCGCGGCGGCGGCGGCGAGGGAGGCGGCGGGCUGGGUGGUGGCGGCGAGGGUGGCGGCGGCGAGGGAGGCGGUGGGCUGGGCAGCGGCGGGCUUGGGGGUGGCGGCGAGGGCGGCAGAGGGCUCGGAGGCGGAGGGCUCGGAGGCGGUGGCGAGGGCGGUGGCGGCGAGGGUGGCGGCGGCGAGGGCGGUGGCGGCGAGGGUGAUGGCGGGCUCGGAGGAGGCGGCGAGGGUGGCGGCGGCGAUGGCGGUGGUGGGCCUGGCGGUGGGGGCGACGGUGGAGGCGGGCUGGGUGGAGGCGGGGAUGGCGGCGGCGGGCGCGGCGGUGGCGGCGAGGGAGGUGGGCGACGGAGUGGGCGACGCGGUAGGCGAAGCCGUCGGCAACGCUGUAGGCGAAGCCGUCGAACUGGGUGCAGAGGAGGGAGCGGCGGAGGGGGCGGAGGAGGGGGCGGAGCUCGAAGCUGACGAGGGCGAAGAGGAGGGGGCGGAGCUAGGAGCCGACGAUGGAGAGGAGGGUGCGGCGCUGGGCGAUGACGACGGGGCAGAGCUCGAAGCUGACGAGGGCGAAGAGGAGGGAGUUGACGAGGGCGCGGAGCUCGAGGGCGGCGGCGGUGAGGGUGGUGGCGGCGAGGGCGGCGGCGAGGGCGGCGGCGAGGGCGGCGGCGGUGAGGGUGGAGGUGGCGGAGACGACGGCGGCGGCGAGGGCGGCGGUGAGGGCGGCGGCGAGGGCGGCGGCGGUGAGGGCGGCGGUGAGGGUGGAGGUGAGGGCGGCGGCGAGGGCGGUGGCGGCGAGGGCGGUGGUGGUGAGGGCGGCGGGGAGGUGGGCGGCGGGGUGGGCGACGCGGUAGGCGAAGCCGUCGGCAACCCUGUAGGCGAAGCCGUCGAACUGGGUGCAGAGGAGGGAGCGGCGGAGGGGGCGGAGGAGGGGGCGGAGCUCGAAGCUGACGAGGGCGAAGAGGAGGGGGCGGAGCUAGGAGCCGACGAUGGAGAGGAGGAGGGUGCGGCGCUGGGCGAUGACGACGGGGCAGAGCUCGGAGCUGACGAGGGCGAAGAGGAGGGCGCAGACGAGGGCGCGGAGCUCGAGGGCGGCGGCGGUGAGGGUGGUGGCGGCGAGGGCGGUGGCGAGGGCGGCGGCGUGGGGGGCGGUGAAGGGGGCGGCGGUGAGGGCGGCGGUGAGGGUGGAGGUGAGGGUGGCGGCGAGGGUGGCGGCGGCGAGGGCGGCGGCGAGGGCGGCGGCGAGGGCGGCGGCGAGGGCGGCGGCGGUGAGGGCGGCGGUGAGGGUGGAGGUGAGGGCGGCGGCGAGGGCGGUGGCGGUGAGGGCGGUGGUGGUGAGGGCGGCGGGGAGGUGGGCGGCGGGGUUGGCGACGCGGUAGGCGAAGCCGUCGGCGACUCUGUAGGCGAAGCCGUCGAACUGGGUGUAGAGGAGGGAGCGGCGGAGGGGGCGGAGGAGGGGGCGGAGCUCGAAGCUGACGAGGGCGACGAGGAGGGGGCGGAGCUAGGAGCCGACGAUGGAGAAGAGGAGGGUGCGGCGCUGGGCGAUGACGACGGGGCGGAGCUCGAACCUGACGAUGGAGAAGAGGAGGGUGCGGCGCUGGGCGAUGACGACGGGGCGGAGCCCGGAGCUGACGAGGGCGAAGAGGAGGGCGCAGACGAGGGCGCGGAGCUCGAGGGCGGCGGCGGUGAGGGUGGUGGCGGCGAGGGCGGCGGCGAGGGCGGCGGCGUGGGGGGCGGUGAAGGGGGCGGCGGUGAGGGCGGCGGUGAGGGUGGAGGUGAGGGUGGCGGCGAGGGUGGCGGCGGCGAGGGCGGCGGCGAGGGCGGCGGCGAGGGCGGCGGCGAGGGCGGCGGCGAGGGCGGCGGCGAUGAGGGCGGCGGUGAGGGCGGAGGUGAGGGCGGCGGCGAGGGCGGUGGCGGCGAGGGCGGUGGUGGUGAGGGCGGCGGGGAGGUGGGCGGCGGGGUGGGCGACGCGGUAGGCGAAGCCGUCGGCGACUCUGUAGGCGAAGCCGUCGAACUGGGUGUAGAGGAGGGAGCGGCGGAGGGGGCGGAGGAGGGGGCGGAGCUCGAAGCUGACGAGGGCGAAGAGGAGGGGGCGGAGCUAGGAGCCGACGAUGGAGAGGAGGAGGGUGCGGCGCUGGGCGACGAGGACGGGGCGGAGCUAGGAGCCGACGAUGGAGAAGAGGAGG